AUGAUGAUGAACAAGAAGAUGGGGAUUUUUUCAUCUAUAUGGAAUACAUCGAAAAGAUCCAUCCAUUACAAGGAGAAUCCAAGAAAAUAUCCUAAAGUUAACGUGAACGACAUAACACUUGACAAGCCAAGGUAUGGGUUUAGAAGAGAAAGAGAACCAUUACUCUCUCAAUCGGUGACAGAUACAUUGUUUCCAAGCACAGAGAUUAAGAAAAGGUAUGCUGAAUCCGGAAAGCCAAUUCCUAUAAAGUACAGAUCAAACAGUGACAAUAUUGCCAGAAGAAACUUUGACAAAUAUCAAGAAGAAGUAGCCACAGGAGAACCACAUUUCAGACUCGGAGAGAAGAAAGUUUACUUGCCUAAGGCGCGUGUUUGCUUGUUGAGACCUAAUGCAAAGCAUACGCCAUAUCAAGCGAAAUUCUUAGUACCAAGAAACUUCAACAAAAUGGACUUGAGAGAUUAUUUGUGGCACGUUUAUGGAUUGAGAGCAUUGAAUGUUACCGUUCAAUUAUUGCAUGCUAAGUUCACCAGAGGUCCUGAUGAUCAUGCUCGUUACAGAGGUCCACAAUUCAAGAAAAUGACAAUUGAUAUGGAAGAACCAUUUAUCUGGCCAGAAUUGCCUAGCUCUGUUGUUGAGAAGGCAAAACAGACUUAUAAUGAUCAAAUCGAAGCUGUUGAAAUGAAGACAGCUGUUGGAUCUGAUAAGUUGAAGCCAAGUAAGGCAUUUAAUGGUUUGUAUAAUAAGCCAGAGUUACCAAAUAGCUUUGUUCCAUCAAGAGCUAGAAAGUUAGGUGAACAGACGCUUAAUUCACAGAAAGAAUUCGAAGAAUCAAAGGGCGACAGACACAUACUUCAGCACUACUUAGGAUUAUAA
Debaryomyces hansenii CBS767 is the source of this 873-nucleotide messenger RNA. It is a transcript of the gene MRP20, whose product is annotated as mitochondrial 54S ribosomal protein uL23m. Gene Ontology annotation, biological process: mitochondrial translation. The transcript has a single exon. The record is from RefSeq and is a predicted model, not a curated record. NCBI's taxonomy places the organism in Eukaryota, Fungi, Ascomycota, Pichiomycetes, Serinales, Debaryomycetaceae. Gene Ontology annotation, cellular component: ribosome; mitochondrial large ribosomal subunit. The coding region runs from base 1 to 873 and encodes 290 amino acids. Gene Ontology annotation, molecular function: structural constituent of ribosome.